UUAGUUACAAAAUCAUGAUUUUAAGCUCAUGGUUCAUAAGUCUUGGUUUGUAAACCUUGUAGUUUGUGCAGCACUCCAGUAAAAUGGCAAAUUCUUUGUUUUAUCUGAUUUUAUCUAAUUUUCCAAUGAAGUUAUUCAGCCUGUAAAGCAUAGUAUAUCCUAUAUCUUAGAUGUAUAUAUGAUUAUUAAAUUUAGGUCUGAACUCAAAAGAAAGUUUAUCUAACACAAAAAUAUUUAGAUGUAUAAAAAAUUUCCUGCACCUUUUAUAGCAUAAAUCAAGGCAAAUGCUACAUAUCACAGAGGGAGGUCCACCUGUUGUCCACACAGUAGCUGUUCACCCUCCCCUCACUAAGCCCCUUUCUCUCCACUUCCAACCUAGUUACUCCUGGUAACAAUCCAUUGUUAUUUCAUUAAUUUUGCUAUUGGAAAACAGGUCGAAAUACCCAUCCUUGGCUCUCUGUGAACCAGUGAUUUCUGUCUUUCUUGGCUUCAUUUUCAUCACUAAUGCUCAUUGAUUCUCUUUGUCUCUCACGGUCUUUUUCUCUCUCUUACCAGAACAUCAACUCACAAAACUGCUUAGUAGGUAGUUAUUUUAAUAAGAAUUUCAACUAUUAGAUGUAUCCAACAGUAUAAUCCUGGGCGGAGGGGAAACAGUGACUGCAGUUCAGGUUUGAGAUUGCUGGUAUGGUUGCUCCCCUCAUUCAGCCAUGGGAACCCCUGGGAAUGAGAACUACUUGCUGGUAUACACUCAUAUCUUCCCAGUACAGUUACUGGCACAUGAUAGACACUCAGUCAAUAAUCGGAGUGGAUAAACGAGUGAUUAUAUAACUAUCUGUCUUGCUUGACGAAGGGAGUUAAAGUUUAUGCUACAACUGUUCAGUAGAUUUGCCUAAGAGCAGACAAGAAUAUGUGAUUUGAGCACUAGAAAUGUUUUCAUCCAGAAAAGGGUUAAAUCUUAUUACAUUAUUUUAUGCACCCAGUUUGACAAGCAUUAUUUGCUCAGAUUAUAUGAGUGAGGAUUGAAUUAAUUAAUACACUGAAGCACUUAGCAAGUUCCUGGCACAUGGUAACACUCAAAAGUACUAGAUAUUAUUGUUAUUAUUAUUAUUUUAUUAAGAGAGAAAAAAUGAAUGAUUGCCUGACAGGAAUGAUAAGUAAUUCUUCUUAGAGGAAAUAAUCCUUACAUCUCAGUGUUGUGUUUGCUAUGGAAGAAAAUAGCAUUAAAUAUAAUUAUAUACAUUUCUUCUAGGAUCACCAUUUUAAAAUAUAAAACUGAUCAUGUCAUAGACCUUAAAAUCCAUCAAAGGCUUGCCGUUGCCUUCAGUAUGAAAUUGGAAGUCUUUAGCAGGACAUGUAAGGCUCUUCAUCGCUUAGUCUCUAAAUUUUAUCUAAUCCAGUUUUAGAAGCCUUUCCUUUAUACCAACCAGGGCAGAAAUCAUUAUCUUAGCCACCAGAACACAGAAUGUUCUUGAUGAGAAGGGCUGGCGGAUUCGGGAACUGACUGCUGUAGUUCAGAAGAGGUUUGGUUUUCCAGAGGGCAGUGUAGUGCUUUAUGCUGACAAGGUGGCCGCUGGGGGUCUGUGCCAUUGCCCAGGCAGAGUCUCUGCGUUACAAGCUCCUAGGAGGGCUUGCUGUGAGGAGGGCCUGCCAUUGUGUGUUGCAAUUCAUCAUGGAGAGUGGGGCCAAAGGCUGCGAGGUCAUGGUGUCUGGAAAACUCCGAGGACAGAGGACUAAAUGCAUGAAGUUUGUGGAUGGCCUGAUGAUCCACAGCGGAGACCGUGUUAACUACUACAUUGACACUGCCGUGUGCCAUGUGUUGCUCAGACAGGGUGUGUUGGGCAUAAAGGUGAAGAUCAUGCUGCCUUGGGACCCAUCUGGUAAGACUGGCCUUAAGAAGCCCCUGCCUGACCACGUGAGCAUCGUGGAACCCAAAGAUGAGAUACUGCCCACCACCCCAUCUCAGAGCAGAAGGGUGGGAAGCCAGAGCCGCCUGCCAUGACCCAGCCAGUCCCCACAGCGUAACAGGGUCUCCUUGGCAGCUGUAUUCUGGAGUCUGGAUGUUGUUCUGUGAAGAUCUUUAAUAAAAUAUUGUACAAAGACAAAAAAAAAAAAGAAUGAUACAGUGGACUUUGGGGACUUGGGGGAAAGGGUUGGAGGGGGUGAGGGAUAAAAGACUACAAAUUGGGUAUAGUAUAUACUGCUCAGGUGAUGGGUACACCAAAAUCUCACAAAUCGCCACUAAAGAACUUAUUCAUGCAACCAAACACCAUCUGUUCCUCAAAAACCUUUGAAAAUAAAAAAAAAUAAAAAAAAGAAGCCUUUCCUUAUUCAGAGUCCGGCUAUGUGUCCCAAGCAUCUGCUAAUCAAAUAUUAUGAGAUUACUUGUACCACAGUACUUAUCAUACUGAAUUGUAUAGAUCUGCUUCUCUGUUCAUCUCCAUAAUUAGACCUCUUGUUUUCCCAGUAUUUAGUGUAGAAAUUAGCAACUUUUUCUGUUUUAGUAAGUGUUCUAGAAUUUGCAGGCCAUACUGUCUCUGUUGCAACUGCUUAUCUCUGCUACCAUAUCACAAAACCAGCCAUGGACAAUAGGCAAAGGAGUGAAUAUAACUGAGUUCAAAUAAAACUUUAUUAGGGGCACUAAAACUUAAAUUUUAUAUAAACACGUGUCAUGAAAUAUUAUUCUUACUUUGAUUGUUUUCAUUCACUUAAAAAUGUAAAAACUAUUUUCAGUUUGUGGGCCAUAUAAAACCAGGCUGCAGAAAAAUUUUGGCCAUUGUGAUAUUUGCCAAUCCUGGCAGAGAAACGGUGCUCAAUCAGUACAUUUCAGUAAAUAAGAAGUGAGUAAAGGGGUGUUUUCACUGAAAUCAUUUUCAAACACAAAGAGAAAAUGUAAAUAAGCAGCUCUUGCCUGUAGUAUAGAGUAAACACCUUAGCAUGAAAUGGAAUAGUCUUUACAGUUUGGUUUGUAGGUAGAUAAUUUUUACCUUCAUCCUUUUUAUUUGACUCCCGGUCCCAGUGUUGUCUGUGCUGCAACUCAUUGACACAACUAAUUGACAUUCUCUGAAAACACCAUGCCCAUUUCUACCUUUGGGCUUUGUGUCUUACAUUUUUCUUUGCUUGGAAUGUUCUUUCAUUCUUUUUAAGUUUUCUUAGUGAGCUAUUAUUUGUCCCCUGAUAUUCAGCUCAAAACUACCUCCUUUGGAAGUGUAGGG
Symphalangus syndactylus (siamang) is the source of this 3212-nucleotide messenger RNA. Its product is annotated as small ribosomal subunit protein uS3-like. Gene Ontology annotation, molecular function: structural constituent of ribosome. Gene Ontology annotation, cellular component: cytosolic small ribosomal subunit; nucleus. Lineage: Eukaryota; Metazoa; Chordata; Mammalia; Primates; Hylobatidae. The record is from RefSeq and is a predicted model, not a curated record. Gene Ontology annotation, biological process: translation; positive regulation of apoptotic signaling pathway.